This is a messenger RNA of Trypanosoma cruzi, 1572 nucleotides long. RefSeq lists its product as uncharacterized. Lineage: Eukaryota; Euglenozoa; Kinetoplastea; Trypanosomatida; Trypanosomatidae. The record is from RefSeq and is a predicted model, not a curated record. Bases 1 to 1572 code for a protein of 523 amino acids. The transcript has a single exon.
AUGACAGACAGUGAGUCGGACGUCGGAGCCAUACAGCUUCGUAAUAGGCUUCUUGAGCUUGUGUACACUAGCGGUGCUGUUUUUACGAUUAGUCAACUCGCUCUCAUUCUUGCGGUGGACAAGGCAAGGAUUGUGCAUGAACUCCGACGAUCGGAUUUUCGCGGUAUUGUGUACGACCAAGAUGAGGAAACUGUGCACAUGCGGCCCCAGCACCGUAUGUCACCAUCAGAUACCAUUCUCAGUGGUAAAAUGCCCACAUCACGCGGCAUACGAAGAUCACCGGGCAUCGUAGAGACCCGUUACGCCAAUUACGGUAGCGACGGUUAUCAUCACUAUCGGAGAAGUACGUUGGGGAGUGGGCGCGUGGUUUCAACAAAGAGUACCUAUCGCAAAACAAAAUAUCGUCUCCCAUUUGACGCGGACGUGGUCAGUGGUGACAAUACGGAGAGUGCCUUGCCGAAAGGGCGUGUCGGUUAUGUGUGUGUCGCCGACGAGUUUCACCUCAGGGAGUUAGAGGCGCACUAUUCUGCACAGGGAUAUGACACCAAAUUUGAUUUUGAUGUCCUACACAUACGUUUCUCUGACAGGGAAAUGAGCGCCAAAGGCACACGCACAUCCGUCCUUGCAGCAAAGAGCUUGACGAACUUCACAAAUCCUACUUCUGCCGGGUGUGGGACACACGGCACAAACACUACAGAGGGUAGUAACAAUGAAAACAACAGUAAUAACAAUAAUAAUAACACUGGCGGUGAAAAGCCGAGUGAUCGAUCAUCGUUGCCUUCCGCCAAGAAUCUCUGUAAGACUGGUUUUGAUUUAUUUGUGUUUGAAUAUGGAGCUAUUGUCUGGUGGGGGUUUGACCAGCGCUUUUUUAAAAUUGUUGAGAAUGAUUUUAUGCUUCCAAACAGUGCCAUUUCAAGAUACAUGGAAAACCGCUACAUGACUCAGCUCAUUAGCGAGAACUACCCUGUGUGGUGCACAUAUACUCUUGAACGGAAGGAUACAUUAGAGCCUGACGAACACUUCCGGGAGAGGCUGCGUUUUGAUCACUUUAUUAUACCCUUUGGACGUGGGGAUAUGGAUACAAGCAACGUUAGCAUGCUGUGUGCCUCGCAUGCCCUCGCACAGUCCGCGAAGAUUGAUUACCUGGAGCUGAAGGUACAAGAGCUGGCGGAGAACUGCUCGCCGUUACCGCGUGAGUUACGUGAAAAGGGACAGGUGAGCAUUACUGAACGUCGUUUGUUGCAACUUCGUGGCGAGGUGCUUUCAUAUCGCCUUAUGUUAAAGAGUGGUUCAAACCUCAUGGACGAACCGGACUUCUUCUGGGAAAAUGCUUACCUGAAGCCCGUAUUUCAGGCGACGAAGGAGUGUUUUGAGAUCAGUGAGCGUGUGGAAGCACUGGAUAAUAAACUGGACGCCGCGAAUGAGAUUCUCUCCAUGCUGGCUGAGGAGUUCUCCCAGCGUCAUGGGGCCCGACUUGAAUGGAUCGUUAUUUGGCUUGUACUUGCAGAGGUUCUCAUUGGUAUUCUGGAGUUGCUGAUUGACCUAAAGCCAUGGUUCUAUCGAGGGCUGUAG